Volvox carteri f. nagariensis is the source of this 1707-nucleotide messenger RNA. RefSeq lists its product as uncharacterized. The record is from RefSeq and is a predicted model, not a curated record. The coding region runs from base 1 to 1668 and encodes 555 amino acids. NCBI's taxonomy places the organism in Eukaryota, Viridiplantae, Chlorophyta, Chlorophyceae, Chlamydomonadales, Volvocaceae. The transcript is spliced from 6 exons.
AUGUUAGCGCUGCUCAUAUCAGCGCUGGUGCCACUGAUGCUGCGGCUGGCUACAACUCCCAGAAGCAUCGGAGACAGUGAAAGCAGAGGUGGGGAGGAGGGCAGUCAUGACAGAGUGGCGGUAUGGCAUGGGGGUCGCCUUAGCAGUCCUGGCAAUGGCGUAGGGAGCUGGUGUGAUGGCGGUAGCAGCGGAGGAGUCGGCGACGGCGAGGAGCGCGUUAACGACCGUGCAGUUCGCGUGGAGAACGACGGCAUUAACAGUGAGGAUCGUGUUGUUGGAUACCGCAAGGGCGACAGCCGAUGCGAUGGGUUCAGGCGCAAUGAGACUAUUAGCUGCAGUGGAGGACGUUCGAAAGACGACGGCUGCGGUGGAUUGCAUGCAGACAUAUGUGGCAGCGAUGCCAGUCGCUACGAGGGCAGCAGCCGUGAUAGUAGAGUGCGUGGCAAUUCUGUUGGUGGCAGUGUCCGUCAUGGAGACGGUAGCAGAAGUGGCGGGUUUAGCAGCGGCGGCGGCGGCGGCGGCGGGUGGAACGGCAUUGGAGCUAGCGGGGGCGAUGGUGGCCGCUCUGGGGACAACGACGAUAUAAUCUGGGGCUUAUGCCUUACCCUGGCUGCGGCGGCGGCACUGCUAAUGGUGUCGGAGUUCCCGCAGCACCUCCUCCCAAGCCCUUUCUUCCCACUGCUGCGUAAGUCACCGCAAUCUGUGAAUUUGCAUCCUCAGCAGCAAGAGCAGCGGCAGCGGGAACUGCCUCGGGAGCUGCUGAAUCAACAACAGGCCUCCGGACCACAGCGGCGAUGGCAGAGGCGGCAACGCAAACAGCAGCGGAAACAGCAGCACGACCAGGAGAUAUCUGAAUGGGCAAAGGUGACGGCUGUGCAGAUCGAAGAUGAAGGCCGCGCAGCGGAUGCCACCGUGGCUGCUGGGGCCGUGGCUGCGGCAGGAAUGGGGCUCUGCAUUCGUUGUCAUGAUAACUCUAGGGUCAUCAGCCACACCAGCAGCAGCCGCGCGUUCACGGCAGGGGCUUCCGCAACCCGUGCACUCAGCCCUUGGCAUACGUUCCCUUCCCACCACCGAGGCUUCUCGCGCUGUGCAUCUCCUGCUGCAUCCCCUACUAAUGGGAGCCAGAUGCCGCCAAAGCAGCCUACUGUACCCCGGCAUAGCCUGCUGCCGCAGCAGGAAGAGGGCGCCUGGCGCCGGCCUGGGUCCUACGGAGGCAUCGUGCGGACUUGCGGGUCAUCCACGAACAGGAACGGCAGCAAAAGACCACAGAGGGGUUGGCUGCCCAGGAAGAGCACCAACAGCAGAGGUAACAACGACAAGAACAGCGGCAUCAAGACCUACAGCAACGGCAGCAGUAAAAGCAGCUACAACAGCAGCGGCCUGUGCCCUGCGGAAACGCACCCCGCCAAGAAGCUCGAGGGAGACAUGCAACGGGUAAAGGCAAAGGAUAAUCGCACACAGGACAAGAUGGGCGACAAUAAUAUGGCACUAAAACGGCAGUUGUGGGUAUGCUCGUUGUGGAAGCGCAUGCAUUACCGCCUGCUCGAUGCCAUCAAACACUUCCAGUGCCACAAAAAUGACCUCCCGUACCACGAUGAUGGUGGUGGUGCCUGCCCACCACGAAACCGUGUCUGCCAGUCCCCCGGCGAGAUAUGGGCGGGAUGUUGAGGUUUACCUCAACCACGAGGUAACCAAGUGGCCGCAAGG